Aspergillus vadensis CBS 113365 is the source of this 1346-nucleotide messenger RNA. RefSeq names its product aldo/keto reductase family protein. Bases 238 to 1089 code for a protein of 283 amino acids. The record is from RefSeq and is a predicted model, not a curated record. The transcript has 2 exons. Lineage: Eukaryota; Fungi; Ascomycota; Eurotiomycetes; Eurotiales; Aspergillaceae. Gene Ontology annotation, molecular function: oxidoreductase activity.
AUGAGGCCGGAGACACAAGCGGCAAAGGGGUGGGCUGAUGAUAUCAUCGGAUUCGCCGAGGCGUGAUGGGGCCCGCGCGCGAAACAUUCAGCUCAACUUAAUCGGCUUCCCCUCUCCCUGUCAGUCAUUCUCCGGGUUCACUCCGUGACUACUGAUUACCUUGCGCCUGUUCAUACCGAACAUCUCAGAUUCCCCAAGCUUGUUUCGCUUUGCCAUUCUCGAUUCUUUUGUUUCAUAAUGUCGGCCAGCUACUCCUUUGCGGACGAGGUACCACUGCCAAACUCCGCCGUCAAAAUACCCCGCCUCGGCUUCGGCGUCUAUCGGUCACCUUCCACACAAUGCGUGCAGUCCUGCCUCAAGGCCCUCGAAGUUGGCUACCGGCACAUUGAUACCGCUCAGUUCUACGCAAAUGAGAAAGAGGUUGGCGACGCCAUCCGUUCCUCUGGCCUGCCCCGCAAUGAAAUUUUCGUGACCACCAAAAUCCUCAGCCCAGCGGGCUCGCCUGAGGCAACCUACGAGAGACUGCUGGCUAGCGUCGAGAAGAUCGGUGGUCCGGACGGAUACGUUGAUCUGUUCCUGAUUCAUAGCUCCAAGUCUGGCUCGUCGGGUCGCAAGCACUUAUGGCAGGCCCUGGAGAGGCUGCUGGAGGAAGGCAAGGCUAAGAGUAUCGGUGUCAGUAACUUUGGAGUGAAGCACAUUGAAGAGAUGAAGGAGUAUGCGAAAGUCUGGCCGCCCCAUGUUAACCAGAUCGAGCUCCAUCCUUGGUGCCAACAACGCGUGAUCGAUGCAUACUGCAAGAAGAACGGAAUCGUUAUCGAGUCUUAUGCCCCCAUUGUGCGAAACUAUAAAGCGAAUGAUCCUACACUCGUGGACUUGGCCAAGAAAUACAACAAGACGACCCAGCAGGUCCUGAUACGCUACGCGCUGCAGAAGGAAUGGGUUCCACUUCCUAAAACCGACAACCCAGACCGGAUUGCGGCUAACGCUGAUGUGUUUGAUUUCGACAUCAGCGAGGAGGACAUGGCGGUGCUUAAUGCUCUUGACCAGGGAAGCAGUGGCGCCAUUGUCGAGGCCGUCGAGAACGAAUAGUUCGUCCAUUUAUAGACAUAAUUAAUUGCGAAUUUUUAGGUUCAUUUCUUUAAGGUAUUAGUAAUCUGGGCGUUGCAUGAGGAAGGCAUUGACCGAUUGAAGCGUAGACCGCGAAGGAUUCACGUCAUGUUUGGAGGAUGUGAUCCAAGCGAGCCGCUGACGAAUGAACUGCUUGCCGAUCAUUUGGUUGGUGGGAACAGCAGUGAACUUGCCUAGUGUAUUAUUAGUGCUGUAGAGACACCUUAUAGAAUAGACGA